This is a messenger RNA of Acipenser ruthenus (sterlet), 1995 nucleotides long. RefSeq names its product salivary glue protein Sgs-3-like. Bases 1 to 990 code for a protein of 329 amino acids. NCBI's taxonomy places the organism in Eukaryota, Metazoa, Chordata, Actinopteri, Acipenseriformes, Acipenseridae. Gene Ontology annotation, biological process: T cell costimulation; immune response; negative regulation of T cell proliferation. The transcript has 5 exons. Gene Ontology annotation, cellular component: external side of plasma membrane. The record is from RefSeq and is a predicted model, not a curated record.
AUGAAUAACCGAAAGGUGCUUAUUCCAUUGAGUUUAUUGUCUCUUCUCUCUCUUAUAGCAGAUUGCUCUGCACAAGACCAUGUUGCUGUCUCUGGCUCAGCUGGGGGGAGAGCAGUGCUGCCCUGUUCUUACACCCCCACCCGUGGGCAGGAUGUAGCAGUCACAUGGCAUGCAUAUCCAGAUCAGAGUUCAGUUCUAUUAAUUGACUCAGAGACCUCAGCACCCAUCCCUGCGCAGUGGAGCGGCCGAGUGAAACUGUCUGAUGAAGUCUCCUCUGGAAACGCCUCUCUGCUAAUCUCUGAGCUCAGACUGGAGGACACUCGGGAUUACACGUGUACAGUGCAGAUCAAUGGGAAAUGUGUCACUUACAGGAAUAUUAAACUGACAGUUCAAGAACCUCCAAAGAGAGAUUCAACUACUUCAAGAACAACAACGACCACAACCCCGACAACUAGACCAUCAACAACCCCGACAACUAGACCAUCAGCAACCCCGACAACUAGACCAUCAACAACCCUGACAACUAGACCAUCAGCAACCACGACAACUAGACCAUCAACAACCCCGACAACUAGACCAUCAGCAACCCCGACAACUAGACCAUCAACAACCCUGACAACUAGACCAUCAGCAACCACGACAACUAGACCAUCAACAACCACGACAACUAGACCAUCAACAACCCCGACAACUAGACCAUCAGCAACUCCGACAACUAGACCAUCAGCAACUCUCGCUAUCCUCUCUGCAGUAGCCGUCUCUGCUGUCAUCGGCAUCAUAGGUGCUGCAGUCUUUGUCAUUUUAAAGUACAAAAGGAGAGCAGCGGAUGCUAAUGGGAAUAACCAGAAUGCUGGAGAUCAGAAUGCGAGCUCAGACUUGGUUACCUACGCUGUAAUCGAUCACACGAGACAGCCGGGAGGAGCCCCAGUCCGGUCAGGGGUCAGUGCUGUGGACAAUACGGAGUACGCCACUGUCCAGAUCCACAGAUAGGACACGUCUCACCCAGCCACCAGGGAUACAAGAGAGCUUCAAAAACAAGAUGAACCAAGGACUUGACUAACAUUGAUUUACUGCAGCGCUUCAAUGAAUCAUACCAACUCUGAUGAGAACAAUAAACACAGCGAGCCACUAACAAGCAACUACCUGACAUUCUUAAUUCGAUCUUAACCAUUUCACUGCCACUGCUAAUAGAAUGCUGUGGCCAUAUUAUUUCCCCCUAUUUUUGGGAAGUAUAAAAUUCCAUGUUAAAAGGGUUUUAAAUCUUACCUGUUCGUUCGCUGUGCAGGUUGCACGUGUAGUUUUGAAAGAAGCACAUGUUCUAUAACAAGCAUGCUUUUUCCUUUUUAAAAAUGUUAUCAUACUGGUACCAUACAGUAGUGUGCAAAUGUAUUAGAAAACCUCAAGAUUUGUAAUUGAUAUCCUUUAUAUACCUACCUGCAUGAAAACCUGGGAGUGAGAAUUUCAAUUUUCAAUCAGUGAUAUAGAAACAAUAGACACUCAUGUGUGAAAAUGUUAGACCGUUUUGUGCUUCAAUUAGGCAUCAUAAACAACUUCUAAAAAGUGUCACGCAUUUUAUCUUUUGUGGCUUUGUGUUCUUUUUCUCUUACUAUUUAAUAAAUUGCAUGUGUGGCCUAUUAAAGGCAUCAAUUAAAUAAGACAAUCACUGUUGGUUUUGACAAUUUCCAGUGGUUUGAUUUCCUAUGCACAACAAAUGAACACAGCAGAAGCAAUGGGGUGUUGUAAUCCAGGUGCACACUUCUGUACUAGUUUGCAUGCCUUACUUUGGAUACACACACACCAGUCCCAAGCUGAGCUCCUGCAGGUGGUGUGAUCCCAGCCUCAAAGAGAAGCCAGUCCUCCUCAUUGCAGUGUUCAUCCACAUUGUUAAUGAGAGCCUUUACAGCAGGAGAUCGCUCACCAGCAGAGAUGCGUCAUGAAAGAGGCCACAGGGCCUCUUGCUUCAUUACUGCAUGCCCUUGAAUGCAUGCACGUGUA